This is a messenger RNA of Glycine soja, 1071 nucleotides long. RefSeq names its product LRR receptor-like serine/threonine-protein kinase IOS1. The transcript is spliced from 3 exons. The coding region runs from base 1 to 1071 and encodes 356 amino acids. The record is from RefSeq and is a predicted model, not a curated record. NCBI's taxonomy places the organism in Eukaryota, Viridiplantae, Streptophyta, Magnoliopsida, Fabales, Fabaceae.
AUGGGAAUGUUAUUGCAGUUUCUUUAUGUAUUGUUUGGGGUACUUAUUUCUGUGGUUCUGGUUCAAGCACAGGAUCAAUCAGGCUAUACUGAGAAGACCACAAGCAUAUUUUACAUUUCAGAUGCCAAAUUUAUAGAUGCUGGUGUAAGCAAGAGUAUUUCACCAGCAGAGAAGAGUACUCAUCUACAACAGCUAGCAUAUGUGAGGAGUUUUCCUAGUGGAGAGAGAAACUGUUACAGAAUAAAUGUAACCAGUGGUACUAAAUAUUUGAUCAGAGCUACUUUCUUUUAUGGAAACUAUGAUGGCCUCAAUCAGCCACCACAAUUUGAUCUUCAUCUUGGACCUAAUUUAUGGGACACAGUGAGCUUCCCCAAUGCAUCACUCAGCGAAAUCAGUGAGAUCAUUUACACCCCAUCACUAGAUUACAUACAUCCAUGUCUUGUUAACAAAGGUCAAGGGGCUCCAUUCAUUUCAACCAUAGAAUUGAGGACUUUGAAAAAUGCUUCCUAUGUCACAGCGUCAGCUGAAUCAUUGGCAUACUAUCGGCGAUAUGAUUUAGGUUCCAUCACCAACUUAGUAUACAGGUACAACUAUGAUGUUUAUGACCGCAUCUGGGUGCCACAUGGAUUCAACCAGUGGACACAAUUAAGCAGCACACUUAAUCAUGAUAUAUUCCAGAAUGAUUACAAAUUACCAGAAGUUGUCAUGAGCACUGCUGCUACACCAAUAAAUGCUAGUGCUCCAUUUCAGUUCUAUUGGGAUCCAGAUAAUGUGAAUGAGAAAUUCUACAUCUACAUGCACUUUAACGAGGUUAAAAUUCUGGCAGAAAAUGAAACUAGAACAUUCAAUAUCUUCAUGAAUGGCAAGUUAUUCUAUGGACCUCUGACUCCUGGAUAUCUGACGAAAAAUAUCAUAUAUAGUACAUCAGCUUUGACCGGAGCUACAAGGUAUCUAUUUUCUCUUGCUAAGACAGGGACUUCUACCCUUCCACCCAUCAUGAAUGCCAUGGAGAUUUAUAAAGUAAUAGAUUUUGCUCAAUCAGAAACUGAACAAGAUGAUGGUAUGCUCUAA